This is a messenger RNA of Poecile atricapillus (Black-capped chickadee), 3724 nucleotides long. Its product is annotated as caspase-8-like. The record is from RefSeq and is a predicted model, not a curated record. Gene Ontology annotation, molecular function: protein binding; cysteine-type endopeptidase activity. Gene Ontology annotation, biological process: apoptotic process; negative regulation of extrinsic apoptotic signaling pathway via death domain receptors; proteolysis. Bases 460 to 2040 code for a protein of 526 amino acids. The transcript is spliced from 7 exons. NCBI's taxonomy places the organism in Eukaryota, Metazoa, Chordata, Aves, Passeriformes, Paridae.
GACCUCUGGCUCAAAGGGAGCAUUAAGGUGUUAAGGUUCGUUUUCAGAAGGAUGAAAUUCCAGGUGGUAAAAUCUCUCCACUUCUGUUGUGAAAUACCAUCCAUCCAUAGUGCUGCACCAGAAAUGGAGGUGGUACAGCAUCCCAGGGCCCUACACCACGGCGCAGUGCCUGUUCCUGUAGCAGAGCUGCCCUGAGCAGAUGUGGGACGGGUGGGAAGGGAGCUCUUUUCCACGGCUGGUGGAUGGUAUGGACCGAACGCCUGCAGGGAGCGGGCUGCCUGUUCUGACAAAAGCCCAGGAGGCUCGCAAGGAGGAAAGCGAAUCAGCAGUGUUGUAAGAGCUUCCUUCUCCUUGUAUUAAAAUCACAUCGGUUUGUGAGUGGAACCGGCGAAACUGCAGGAAAAGCCCGGGCAGAGGGAGAUCCCCGCAUCCGCACUAGCCGGUUCGGUUUGCUCAAGAAUGGGCUCAACAAGAGGUGCAAACACCGCACACCGUUCCCCAAGGCACUCUGGCGUUUCGCUCCGGAAGUUUAAAUCCAGAGGGAAGCGCCGCCCCGCUCGGGCCCCGCCCUCCGUCCUGCGCGGCUGCGGCGCGGCCAUGGAGCUGCCCCGGGGGCGGCUGCUGGCGGUCAGCGACGAGCUGGGCCAGGCCGAGCUGGCGGCGCUCAAGUUCCUCAGCCAGGAGCACGUCCCCAGGAGGAGGCUGGAAGCCGCCCGGAGCCCGCACGACUUGUUCGAAGCGCUGCAGGAGAAGGGCGUGCUGGAGGCGGGGAACCUGGCCUUCCUCAGGGAGCUGCUGUACCGCAUCGGGCGGAUCGACCUCCUGGUUGCCCACCUGGGCUCCAGCCGGGAGCAGGUGGAGAGGGAGCUGCGGGCGCCGGGCGGGACGCGGGUGCCGCCCCUCAGAUCCUUGCUCUUUCAACUAUCUGAAGAUACCACUGAAGAUGAGCUGAUGUCUUUCAAGUUACUUUUGGUCAAAGAAUUACCAAAAAGCAAGCUAACCCGUGAGACUACAAUGCUUGACAUUCUCACUGAGAUGGAGAAGAAGGGCCUUCUGGGGAAAGACAACCUGAGUGUGCUGAAGAGUCUCUGUGAAAAAAUUAACAUCAGCCUGUGGAACAGAAUUGAAGAUGGAUUAAACCAGUUUGGCCAAGAAGAGAUGCUUAUCACAGAGGAAGAGAGGGGCAGCACAGGAUGCCCUGAAGGACGUCUGGUAUCAUCUGUGCCACCUGAUCCUCCUGUCAGUUUUAAUGACCCCUCUCAGCUGCUAGAAGCUUACAAAAUGACCAGCCGACCCUGUGGAGUGUGCCUGAUCCUGAAUAAUCACAAUUUUGCAAAAGCUAGGGAAGGAGUGCUGGAACACAAACACAUGAAGGAUCGGAAUGGGACAGAUGUGGAUGCAGCGGCUCUGAGGAAUGUCUUUAGCAAGCUUCAUUUUAGAGUAGAAGAAUAUAGAGACCUCACUGCAGAAGGAAUCCGUAAGACUGUGAAGAGCUUCCAGAGCAAAGACCAUGAGGACAAGGACUGUUUUGUUUGCUGUAUCCUGUCUCAUGGGAAAAAAGGCAUUAUAUAUGGUGUUGAUGGGCAGGAAGUACCUAUCCGUGAACUGACCUCUUCUUUCACUGCACAGAACUGCAGUUCACUUGCUGGAAAACCAAAAGUUUUUUUUAUUCAGGCCUGCCAAGGUGAUGCUUUCCAUAAAGGUGUGACCAUCGAGACAGAUUCUGGAGAGCAAGAUUCUUCUGUAGAGCGAGAUGCAAGGUUUCAGCUCGACUGCAUCCCUGCAGAGGCGGACUUCCUUCUGGGCAUGGCCACCCUGCAGGAUUACGUCUCCUACAGAAGUCCCAGGGAGGGAACCUGGUACAUACAGGCACUGUGCCAGCACUUGGAGUACAGCUGUCCUCGAGGGGAAGAUGUUCUCACCAUCCUGACAGCGGUGAAUCGAGAAGUGAGCAGAAAAACUUGUGAGCGGGACACAAAGAAGCAGAUGCCACAGCCCAGUUUCACACUGAGGAAGAGGCUCAUCUUUCCUGUCAACUAAAUGGGAGGAAACUGCAUGGCAGAGAGAGCUGCUGCAGCCUGGAAUUGGCUGGUUUCAGUUCAGAAUUCAGUCAAACACUGAAUUGUUUCAUUUGGAACAAAAACUUUCAGUGCCUGCUCUUAGCAGAAGAGCAGAUAUUUUUAAUUGAAAGUACAACUGAGGAGAAAAAGCCUUUAGAAAUUUGUAUUAAUAUGUUGAUUUUUAUUAACACUUUAUACUUGAGAGCAUCUCUGAGCUGGUCUCUGAUUUAUCUCUGAUUGAGUUGAUCUCUCUCAGUGGUUUGCUGGCUAAAAUAGACUCAGUGUCCUCUUAUCAGCUGUAUCACACUGCUGUCGCUUUCGUAAGGUGUCUUUACAAGGCAACUUUUAGAAGACAACCAUUAUAAAGCCUUUUGUACUUUAUGCCUAACCUUUGCAAAAUAAAGUGGGGAGUGUAGUAAAUUUUAUAGAAUAUAAUCAGCUCACAUCAGUGUUUGUUACUUGUCCCCAUCACUUAGAAUCAUUCAUUCUUCAUGGCUUGGUACACUUCAAGAUAAAGUUAAGCAUUUGUCAUCUGGCAUCCUCAGCACAAUGUGUCUGAGACCUGGAUUUCAGAGCAUCCUCUACAGAGAGUAGUAUCAACAGUGAAAAUCAGUUGCUCUGGUACAGCUUCAUGGUUGAAGAUACGCAGUUAUCCUAUGUUCACUUACCUAGCUGAUCUUUGAGUCUUAGUUCUAAGCACAGGAAAAGUCACUAGGUAAGUACUCAGCUCCUUAAAACAUUUUAUAUUGUCUUCCGUGUUGGGCAUGCACACAGAACUGCGUCAAUGUCUACCCCCAUUUGUCACAAAUCUACAGGGCUCACAUAACAUCAGCUACUGAGAUGAAAAAACAGCCAUGGUGGUGUUAGCCAACGCUGCAGUGCUAACACUGUAAUGCUAGAGGAACUCACUAGCUGCUGUAAAAGAGGGGAAAAAAAAAACCCCAAAGCACCACCCAUGCACAAAACCCCCCAAGGUACCAGAAAAUAUGAACAGAUUCCUUUAAAGUGAGGCUCAACACUCAAAUACCGUCUAAAUCAAUUUAUUGGCUUCUAAAGCCACCACUUCUGCUAAUACCAACUCAAUUCACUAAGCCUGGGUACAGUAUAAUCAUGAUAAAUUUUAGCCACAGAAAGGCCUGAUUUUAGGUUCGUACAGAACACUGUAAUAGAGAAGAUGACAUCUGGAACAAACCACAGAAUAUCAGCAAUAUACUGAAAAAUGGCAUGUUAUACAUGUUUAUUAUCAAAUUUACAUUCCACUAUGAAACAACAGUAAGUGCAAAAAGCAGAUGGAAAAAAUACCAUGAAAAUCCCAGACUGUUCAAACAUUGUGUGUAAUCCCCUCAUGUAACAGCCAAAUGAAGCCCAAAUGCAAUCACUCCCCUUCUCUGUUGCUAUUCAACUGCAGUAGAUGUUUAAUUUUGAUCACAGGUAAUUUAAGCAUGCAGGUAUCACCGAGUUUAUCAAAAACUAACAGUGAAACUAGAAAGCUUUAAGUCUGUGCUUUAAGACAAUCGGAAUAAGUAAAUACAAGAAUUCCCUUCUGUCUCUUGUAACUUGCACAAGCACAGGUAAGUUCUUUCUAGCAUCCAUGUUUGACUCAAACCUGCAAGAUAACAGAACCCUACCAAAAUGGAAUUCUCCAUUCCUUCUAGCUCUGUCUC